AGUGACGGGGGGAACAUCAAUCACUAAGGUCGAAUUGGCUCGCUCUCCAUUCGCCCAUUUCAUUUGUCGUCAGAUCCAACCAUCAUCAGAAUCUCUCCUUCAGCCCACGAUGCUUGCCACGAGGUACGGCGCACACUCACACAGCUGCUAUUAUCUCAAUUGGCGCAACCAAUUGCUGAGAAUGGACUCGGUUUGCUAAUAUAUUCGCCAUGUAGAGUGCUACGAGCCGCCGCGGGCGGUCCCAAGCCCAACAUCACCGGCUUCAACAUGCGGGCGUUCCAAGCAUCAACCGGCCAGCCUCGAUACGAUCCCUGGGAGCGAAACGAGGCCUGGCGAUACCAGGGUCCCUAUAGCCGCUGGAACCGUCUCAAGGGCGGUUUCCCCGGUCUCGGUAUCGCGACAGUCGCUUUCACCGCUUACUGCGGAUACGAAUACUUCUUCCUCGAGGACGAGCACCACCACGGAGAGGCGCAUGGAGAAGAGCACCACUAGAGUGCAUGGAUACGACGAUUGAGGGAGCGGUUUCAGUUGGAAUGCAACUAUCCGGAGGUGAGAAGUUUUGUACAUAUACCUCCCGCGGCGAGGACGGUGUUUGAUCAGAUUAUGGAACCAUCAAUCAAAAGAAUAUCAAAACAAGAAGCGGAAGGACUGGCCUUUAUGACUUUAUCAUGAUCUUGCUGUGGUAUUGGAAUCAACUGGAAAGCCAAUACAUCAAAGGCAUCAAGAACCUUUUCACCGGAUAGGCAACAUGCCUUGUUGGUGACACAUGUUUGCCAGGGCUUUCUUUUCUUUUGCCAAACUGCAAUGAUUGUCAGUGCAAAUGGUAUGAAGACCACUAGUGUAUAUGCUCACCCUCCCAAUUAUUGGGUCGAUUGCUUGGUCGAUUGCUCAGUCACUUGCAAAGCUUAGGUGUGCUUUGUGUCACAAUGAACGAAGCAGAAUGAACUUGAGAAGAUAUGAACAUCUCG
Messenger RNA from Fusarium verticillioides 7600, 968 nucleotides. RefSeq lists its product as hypothetical. The transcript is spliced from 2 exons. Gene Ontology annotation, cellular component: mitochondrion. The coding region runs from base 268 to 492 and encodes 74 amino acids. Gene Ontology annotation, biological process: mitochondrial respiratory chain complex I assembly; electron transport chain. NCBI's taxonomy places the organism in Eukaryota, Fungi, Ascomycota, Sordariomycetes, Hypocreales, Nectriaceae. The record is from RefSeq and is a predicted model, not a curated record.